This is a messenger RNA of Phaeoacremonium minimum UCRPA7, 1785 nucleotides long. RefSeq names its product putative dna helicase protein. Bases 1 to 1785 code for a protein of 594 amino acids. Gene Ontology annotation, molecular function: RNA binding; ATP hydrolysis activity; 5'-3' DNA helicase activity. The record is from RefSeq and is a predicted model, not a curated record. Lineage: Eukaryota; Fungi; Ascomycota; Sordariomycetes; Togniniales; Togniniaceae. The transcript has a single exon.
AUGGCACUUAAAGCUGUGGAUAUCCCUACUUUUGCUCGCACGCAGCUUGGGCUUCUCGACGAAGAACUCAAAAUUGAAAUUGCGGAAACAAGCAGCCUCGUGUCUAAUCACAGCCCUACGGCGCUGCAGAGAGCUGGUGUCGCCAUUACAAAUCUGGUCGUCUCCUCACAGCGGACCGGUCUGGGAGGCAAGACUGUGUUAGAACUGAGCCCUGAUAGUGCCACCUCAGGCACCGGCGAGCUGCCUGAGCACGGUAUUCGGACUGGUGACAUCGUCCUGGUCAGUGAGCAACCGGCCGGUAGUGCUAAGAAGAGAGAAGUCAAAGACCUAGAGAAGAAGGGUGUCAAGGGUGUCGUGACCAGGGUACGCAGGGGAGAUGUCGGUGUCGCUCUUGACGAUGAGCGCGAUGAUUCUGUCCCAGGAGGCCGGGUGUGGCUGGUCAAGCUCGCAGACGAUGUUACAUAUCGAAGGAUGAACCAGACCAUGGAAAAAAUGGAGAAGAUGGGCGAGUCAGAGUAUUCGGUAUUCACGCGCGUUCUCUUCGGGUUAUCUACGCCGUCACUUGUCGCGGCAGACCUCACUACAGAUCCAGAGUUUGGAAAGAUUGAAUGGAUCGAUCCCACACUGAAUGACUCACAGAAAGAUGCCAUUCGCUUCGCUUUGGCGUCGAGAGAGAUCGCUCUCAUUCAUGGACCUCCUGGAACGGGCAAGACACACACAUUGAUCGAACUGAUUCUACAGAUGAUAAAAAGAGGAUUGAGGAUUCUCGUCUGCGGCCCAUCAAACAUAUCCGUUGACAACAUCGUUGAGAGGCUGUCUCCUCAUAAGAUCCCCAUCCUCCGGCUUGGCCACCCAGCUCGGCUCUUACCGUCGGUUCUCAAUCAUUCUCUAGAUGUCUUGACACAAACCUCCGAAGCAGGCGCCAUCGUCAAGGACGUCCGGUCUGAGAUGGACUCAAAGCAGGCCUCGAUCCGCAAGGCCCGAAGUGGCAAGGAGAGAAAAGCUAUCUACGCUGAUCUACGAGAGUUACGCAAAGAGUAUCGCGAACGGGAGAGGAAAUGUGUGAGCGAUCUCGUGCGCGAAAGCAAGGUGGUACUGGCAACCUUACAUGGAGCGGGUGGCUUCCAACUCAGACAAGAAGAGUUUGAUGUUGUGAUCAUUGAUGAAGCGAGUCAAGCUCUCGAGGCCCAAUGCUGGGUUCCUCUACUCUCUGCGAAGAAGGCAGUGUGCGCAGGAGACCAUUUGCAAUUACCACCAACCAUCAAGUCCCUGAAUUCGAAAUCCAAGAUUGAGAAACCCAAGGAUAAGACCAGUUCGGGCAGGAGUACGACCUUGGAAACCACACUUUUCGAUAGGCUGUUAGCUCUCCACGGCCCGUCAAUAAAGAGGAUGUUGACAAUCCAAUAUCGGAUGCAUGAAAAGAUCAUGCGGUUCCCUUCAGACGAGUUGUAUGAGUCUAAGCUAGUUGCAGCAGACUCCGUCAAGGACAGACUUCUCAAGGAACUUCCCUAUGAGAUAGAAGAUAACGACGACACCUGCGAGCCACUCAUAUUCAUCGAUACACAAGGAGGAUACUUCCUCGAGAAAGAGGAGGAGGAAAGCAACACAAAGGUGAAGGCAUCACUCCAUGGCGAGAGCAAAAGCAAUGAAAUGGAGGCCGCACUUGUGAAACAGCAUGUCCGGAGCCUAGUAGACGCCGGCCUCAAGCCGGAUGACAUUGCAGUCGUGACCCCAUACAAUGCCCAGGUACGCCGCAACCCCCUCAUGGGAGCAUUAUUGCAUUGA